Messenger RNA from Misgurnus anguillicaudatus (oriental weatherfish), 3795 nucleotides. RefSeq names its product protein c-Fos. The record is from RefSeq and is a predicted model, not a curated record. Lineage: Eukaryota; Metazoa; Chordata; Actinopteri; Cypriniformes; Cobitidae. Gene Ontology annotation, molecular function: RNA polymerase II cis-regulatory region sequence-specific DNA binding; DNA-binding transcription factor activity, RNA polymerase II-specific. Gene Ontology annotation, cellular component: nucleus. Gene Ontology annotation, biological process: regulation of transcription by RNA polymerase II.
AAUUGGUAAAAUAACAGAUUGGUCAGAUAGUUGACUUUUUGUGAUGCAAAACUGUGUUUCGAAACUUGAGUUCACCUUCAAACAAUGUUUGCUUGCCUAAUAGUAAAACAUUUCAUACUGGAACACUGCCAACAUUCAUGGCCCAAGGCAGUGUUUGUACAUUGGCGUUAUAAAGGCGUGUCUAAAGGCGGAAAGGUAAAAUGCAAAGACGUAGGUUUCCAGCCUAAACUGGCGUUGCAGUUCAGAGGAUUCCCUGGUUACUAAAAUGCUGAGCUCGUCUGUUACAUCUUAGGGUUGCGUCAUUAUUCAGUCAUCAAAUAAUCACAUGACCAAAAUAAGACAUAAAAAAAGAAAAUAAAUAGAUAGAUUUAUAGAUAGAUAAAUAAAUAGGGCACAAUAAUAAGACUAAAGUAUAUUUUACACGUACACCUGUGAGCGCCCUUUUGUUUUGUCUUUCAUAACCUGUUUAUAUUGCAAACUUUUUAAGUUUUUAUUUUAAUUCUGUCAUUUAAAUUAUUUUUAGGGCCUGUAUCAGGUGACAAUGUGUUUUUUACGGACUAUGCGCGCAUUUUCUACUCUUACAUUUAUUCUACCAUGACCUAUAGGUAAACGUAACAAAAACGGACGAUCUUUGUUAUUAAUUAACAGAUAAAAACAGCUCUAUCAGCGUUCCCAUGUUACGUCACGUUUACUGCUCCACUUCUCUGUUCUGUUCGUGUUUUGUGUGAUCUUCCGCGUUGUCUGAGCGACGCCUCUCCCACUGACGUCACUGCAACCUGAACCUCUGCAAACUUGCGCUGACGUUUCACCUAUAAACAGUAGACGCCUGUUACCAACAGUAAAUAAAUAAACUCUGGGGUAGCCAGAACAAAAUCCUAACCUUUAUUUAACUGGAACAAAGAUCUAUUUAGAUUUGAUUGACAGUGCCACUAUUUUUAAAAGGGUGAGUUAGAGAAGAAAACGUGUCUAUGAUAUUCUUGACAGUUUACAGACUGCUUUAAUGCAGCUUAUCAUUAAUUACAGCAUGAGGCAAUUUUCCGUCCAUGAGGAGGACACACACAGAUCAGAAGCCAUGGGGCGGAUCUGCCGGGAAACACUUGGACCUCUGACAGAAGGGAGGCCCAUCGCCCUUGUGUGUGAAAGCGGGAUUACCUCAUCCGAUCUAUGAAUAGAGAUUUUCACACAGGUCAUGGACACGAACAACAAUGUUUUCUUCCAGUCCAAGUGUCAAUUAGAAAAUGAAAAGCCUUUGAUGUUCAUACACGAGCUUAAUGUGGAAUACACAGCACAGCAGCUUAUUAAGAAAUCCAUACUAGCGGGUAUAAAAUAGUCACUUUUAAGAAAAAGUGCUCUUUCGUUAAUUUGGGAUAAAUUUGGUGAAGAUGUCGUCAUAACAAUGUCAUCGAAUUAAGGGUGAUAUGAUAAAAAUAGGCUGUGCCGCAGUAACGCUGCAGCCAAGGGCUUCACACCGGAAGCGCCAAAUAUGGUCAGGACACGCUGCUCUCUGAUUGGCUGUUCACAUUAGCGACAGGGUUGUUGCUGGAGCGCUUUGAGUGGGAGAUCCAUCAUUGUAAUUGACAAGAGAUGCGAGAAAAUCAUACUUUUAAUAGCAAGGGCGCGGUUGAACUCUUACAACAAUCGUGUCAUUGUCAUCACUGCGUGUUUUGCAUUUUCUCCUCAUUAAUCCCCCAGUCUGUGCUUUCUACCACAUACUUUCGCUGAUGAUGUAAAAUGCAGACAUGCUAUUCUAAAUAUGUUUUAUAUAUGUAACCAUCGAGGAUAUUUAGCUGUACAUCUCUGCAGAAUCUAUCAUAAGACACAGGCCGCAAACAAAGCACGUAAAAUGACGUAUCUUAUUCAUUCACGUGAAUGCUUGAACAUGAACACCUGCUGCCAACCCACUGCGGUUUCACAUAGCUUGGUACCUUAUUAGAUUGCAUACAAUAGAAAAAAUGUUGAAUGAAUGCGCCUCGUUUAGUGUCAGGGGUAUUUGUGAAAUGCAGCAGGCUACUUGGCUCGUGUUUACCGUCUCCCCUCCAGAUCAGUGGUACGGUCUCGUCUCACAGUUUUCAUUCAUAAAAAUCUGCCUCACUAUAAAAAACAGCAGCGCUGAUGGCUGAUGCCUCCUAGCGUAGUAACCAAAAUCUAGAUUUGACCAAAAAAAUACAACUGCAAACCUGCAUUUGGUGACAUUAGUCACACGUUAAUCUUGCUCUCGUCAUCUCCUGGCGUGGUCUGGCAGAAGUGAUGCCUAAAAACGUGUUCGCAUGUCGGAGUGUUUCUCAGGUGUCUGCAGAAGAAGAGCUGCACGCAUCAGCAUCUCACAUGAACGAUACGCAGGCUGGUCUUCUUAAGGACGAGUGUUCAAAUGCAAAGGUAGAUGAUGGUCCCUUUGUUCCCACGGUCACUGCUGUAGCAUCAGCUCCAGACCUGAAGUGGAUGGUCCUGUCGACCGACAUCUCUUCAGUGUCACCCUGCAGCGUUGCGAGAGAUGAGAGACCUCAGAGCUCAUCUCGUUCCAAAGAUAACAAAGCUACUCGAAAGAUUUUUACUGGGAGGAGAAAAGGGGCGAAAGACCAGCUUUCUCCAGAGGAAGAGGAGAGAAAGAGGAUCAGGAGAGAAAGGAACAAACUUGCGGCUGCCAAGUGUCGAAAUCGUAGACGAGAAUUAACCGACAGCCUCCAAGCAGAAACUGAUAGUCUUGAGGAAGACAAAGCAGCUUUGCAAGCUGAGAUCGCCAGUCUGCUGAAAGAGAAACAAAGACUGGAACUCAUUCUUUCUUCUCACAAACCCCACUGUAAAAUCACAGAGGAGGCCCAAGAAGAAACUGAGGAGAAGGUCCAAGAGCAGGACGACCAGACACCCCCUCAAUCUCCUAACUCCACCCAAGAACCUAACCAGGUGCCCACCUCCCCUCAACAACCCGACCCCACCUGCACUGCGAUUUUUGGGGACUCUGAUGUCCUGCUGUGUUCCAGUGCAGAACUGGGCGCUGUUGAGGUGGAACCCUACAUCGAUAUGAGGGAUGUGUCCAUGGAGGACAUAAGCGAUGUGAUUGACAGCAGCGAUGACAUGGAUCUGUUAGUGCCGGAUAUCGAUCUCACGAGCUCUCUGGGUUUGAGCGAAUGGGAAACCUUGUACAUGUCCAUGGGUGGUGGGUUAGAACCCAUCACCUCUCCAACAUGUAGCCCCACCUGUAGCAGCAGCAACGUUGUGCCUGUUUUCAGCUUCAACAGUGCAGAUUUAGAGAAACAGGAGGGCUUGAGCAAAACUGAUGCAGCCAAAGAAGUCUUGAUGAAUUAAUAAAGCUCACGCUGCAUUGUCAAUGAAAAGGAGUAGUGUUAUCCAUGUGAAACACCUUACUUGAGCUAUUGAUGAACCAAAAAACCCUAAAACACAGUGUUGUCAAAAAUGGGUCGUGUUCUUCACAAAAUAUGGUGAAUGCUGUGUCAAAAUGUUUUAAAGACAUAUGAUGUAACGUGAUUCUUACAUCUAACAUUACAGAUUUGUUGCUUCCAGAUGUUGAAAGUAUUGUUGUUCAUAUUGUUGAAAGACAUGCUUAUAAGUUCAUGCACUUUUGUACCUGUAGGUACGUGUAACUAUAUCAGGUGAUAUUGUGCUGUACUGUGCAGUGUUACACAGUAUGUACGUGUGUCUGUUUGAAUACUAGCUUGUAUUUUGUGGUACUGUCAAAAAAUGUGAUUCUGAACAUGGUGGCAAAAUACUAUGAAGACAUUAUGCAUACUGCUUUAUCCUGCUUUGGUCUGGCAUGUCUCUAACAGAGAAUAUUAAAAU